CUGAACGCGAGCCUCCUGGCGGCGCUGACGCCGCCGGACGCGGUGCGCCGGAACCCGGGCCUGACGUUGGUGGAGCGACUGCGAGCGCGCGACUUCGCGGGUAUCGAGGGGCUGGUGCGGGGGCUGUUCGCGAGCAUUCCCUACGAGUGGCACACGCGCAACGAGAUCGCGCGUUACGAGGGCUACUACGCCAGCGUGUUCUACGCUUGGCUGGCGGCGGUGGGGCUGGACGUGACCGUGGAGGACAGCAGCAGUCGCGGGCGGGCGGACUUGGCGGUGCGCUUCGCCGGCGACGUGUUCCUGUUCGAGUUCAAGGUCGUGGAGCAGGCGGCCGAAGGCACGGCGCUGGCGCAGUUGCAGGCGCGGGGCUACGCGGAGAAACACCGCCCCGAGGCGGCCGACGUGUACCUGAUCGGGGUGGAGUUCAGCCGCGAGCAGCGCAACGUGGUCGCGUUCGAGACGGCGAGCGGUUGA
Geodia barretti is the source of this 474-nucleotide messenger RNA. The record is from the annotation of a GenBank genome assembly. NCBI's taxonomy places the organism in Eukaryota, Metazoa, Porifera, Demospongiae, Tetractinellida, Geodiidae.